Molecule: messenger RNA, 969 nt
Organism: Naegleria gruberi
Lineage: Eukaryota; Heterolobosea; Eutetramitea; Acrasida; Naegleriidae
Exons: 1
Coding region: 1-969 (322 amino acids)
Molecular function (GO): hydrolase activity
Source: RefSeq, a predicted model, not a curated record
AUGGGACAAGCAGAAUCGAGUGAAGCUAUUGAAGAUUCUGGUGCAACUUUGGAAUUGCUGCUUCCAUCAUUUGAUCCUGUACAAAUAAAUCCUAACAAUUUGGAAAAUUAUCUAACCAUUCAACUUGCUUCCGAUGUUCAUUUAGAAUUUCCUCAAGUAAAGGCUUUAAUCAGUAAUGUUGCAGAGGAGGAUGGAAAAAUUAGUCGAGAAACGAAUAUCAUAGAAGCAAAAGGUGAGGUUUUAGGGUUAUUGGGUGAUAUUGGUGAUCCGUUUAGUUUGGAAUAUGAACAAUUCGUGAUGGAGCAAGCUGAAAAAUUCAAGAUUGUGUUUAUUGUUACUGGAAAUCAUGAAUAUUAUAGGAAUAUUAUAUCGGAAACUGAUCAGAGGAUUAUGGAUAUUUGUAAAAAGAAGGAUAAUCUUGUGUUUUUGAACAAGAGUAGUUUCGUAUAUGAAAAUGAAAGUGGGAAACGAAUUAGAUUUGUUGGUGGGACAUUAUGGACAAAUGUACCAUUGAAAGAAAGAUCGAAAGUCGAAUACUCAAUGAAUGAUUAUAGAAGAAUUAAAACCAACUCUGAGAAAUGUGUAACAAUAUCCGAAACCAUUGAAAUGCACGAAAGGUUGGUUGAAUAUAUUAGAAAGGAAUGUGAAAAACAUCCAGAAGAAACUAUUGCUGUUCUUACACAUCAUUCUCCAUUCAUUAAUGGAACUGUUCUUGAAGAUGAAAUGUUUCUUGCAAGUGGUAUGGCUACAAACUUGGAUCACAUAAUCAAACAACAUUCAAAUAUUUCGUUCUGGGGUUUUGGACACACUCACCGAAAUUCCUUUUUAUAUUUGGACAACCCUCGAGUUACAGAUGGAAAAACAGUUCUGGUCUCCAAUCAAUUAGGUUAUAUCAUCAAGAAGGAGGACACUGUAAUUCCUUAUUCGAAAGAUUUAGUUUUUCACAUCCCAUUAUUAAACAAUCAAUAA